CGUCUUACACGGAUACAGUUUGCAGGGACGUCAAAAAAACAACACCACAGGACUUUCUAACGUCCGUGUGGCUCCUGCUGGUAGCUUAGCCACAUUAGCAAGAUUGGCUAACACGCAAGAUCUGUGUGGCCCUACAUUAUUGACCUGUUAGCUUUUUAGCUAGCUAGUUAGCUAGCUAGCCAGGUUGCAUUGUUAGCUGUAAACCUGUCACGCAGCUACUUAAUUAAUCUUCUCAUAACAUUUACAAAAUGACCGUUUAUGAAGUUAGCAUAUUAGCUCAGUAGCAGUUUGUAGUCUUGUCGGGGAGUAAAAACUCCACUUAGUCUUAUGAAAGAUUCGCGAAAGUAACUAAGCUGUUGGUUUAUUUUUUUUCUUCUAACUUUUAAAUCAAACGUCGGAUUGCUAACGUACGUGUCACUGGUUGCUAGGUUACCGUUCGUUGAAAUCGGUUAUCGUUUCCAUAGUAACGAGCAGGUUAAUAGAAACAUAAUUCGAAUGGCGUCCAUCACUGUUGUCGGAGCUGCUGUUUGUAGAGAAUUAAUCAACACCACCUGACCAGUCAGAUGCUAGAAUUCUUCAGCGCUCUGAUAUAUGUCGAGUGUGUCGCUCUGAGGGAACUCAGGACAAACCCCUUUACCAUCCUUGUGUCUGCACUGGAAGUAUUAAAUUCAUUCACCAAGAAUGCUUGGUGCAGUGGCUGAAACACAGCAGAAAAGAGUAUUGUGAAUUAUGCAAGCACAGAUUUGCUUUCACACCAAUUUACUCCCCAGACAUGCCUUCACGGCUCCCAGUACAGGACAUUUUUGCAGGUCUGGUGACCAGUAUAGGCACUGCCAUCCGAUACUGGUUUCACUAUACUCUGGUGGCCUUUGCCUGGCUGGGAGUUGUACCCUUAACAGCAUGCCGAAUCUAUAAGUGUCUGUUCACCGGUUCUGUAAGCUCCCUCCUGACACUGCCGUUAGAUAUGCUUUCCACGGAGAACCUGCUGGCAGACUGUCUGCAGGGCUGCUUCGUGGUGACCUGCACGCUCUGCGCCUUUAUAAGCCUGGUGUGGCUACGGGAGCAGAUCGUUCACGGUGGAGCUCCACUGUGGUUGGAGCAGAACCAGCAGCAACCUGCCAACGCAGCAGGACAACCUAACGAGGCUCCAGCUGCGGGUAAUGUAGGUGUGGAGAAUCAGCCUGCGCCGCCCCCCGCCGAUCCCCCUGCGGAGAACGCACCAGCAGCUGAGGUGCUCGACCCCCAACCUGACCAAGCCGAGGAGAUGGAGCUGGACAACGAGGACGACGCCAAUAACGGUGCACAAGAUGAUAUGAACUGGAAUGCUUUGGAAUGGGACCGUGCUGCUGAGGAGCUCACAUGGGAAAGAAUGCUUGGACUCGACGGUUCUCUGGUUUUCCUGGAGCAUGUAUUCUGGGUGGUGUCUCUCAACACACUCUUCAUUCUGGUGUUUGCUUUUUGUCCGUACCAUAUCGGACACUUUUCAGUGGUAGGACUUGGCUUUGAAGAUUACGUUCGUGCUUCUCACUUCGAGGGCCUCAUCACCACCAUCGUGGGUUAUAUCCUGUUGGCCGUAACACUCAUCGUGUGCCACGGAUUUGCUGCGUUGGUUAGAUUCCAAAGAUCGCGAAGAUUGUUAGGUGUCUGCUACAUCGUGGUCAAGGUGUCGUUGUUGGUGGUUGUAGAGAUCGGUGUAUUCCCUCUCAUCUGUGGCUGGUGGCUCGAUAUCUGCUCCCUGGAAAUGUUUGACGCAUCUCUGAAGGACAGAGAGCUAAGUUUUGAGUCGGCUCCAGGCACUACCAUGUUCCUACACUGGCUUGUAGGCAUGGUCUACGUCUUCUACUUUGCAUCCUUCAUCCUUCUUCUCCGAGAGGUUCUCAGGCCUGGAGUAUUGUGGUUUCUCAGAAACCUUAACGAUCCGGAUUUUAACCCGGUCCAAGAAAUGAUCCACCUUCCCAUAUACAGACAUCUGAGAAGGUUCAUACUGUCAGUGGUUGUGUUUGGUUCAAUAGUCCUGUUGAUGCUCUGGUUACCCAUUCGGAUCAUUAAAAGCAUCUUGCCAGCCUUCCUCCCCUACAAUGUGAUGCUCUACAGUGAUGCACCAGUGAGUGAGCUGUCUCUCGAGCUCCUGUUGCUGCAGGUGGUUUUGCCGGCUCUGUUGGAGCAGGGACACACACGGCAGUGGCUGAAGGGUUUAGUGAGAGCCUGGACAGUCACUGCUGGCUACUUGCUAGACCUACACUCGUAUCUGCUGGGAGACCAGGAGGAGAAUGAGAACAACGCCAACCAGGCAGCCAACAACAACAACCAGCAACCACGAAACAAUGCUAAUGCCAUUCCUGUAGUGGGUGAAGGCCUACAUGCUGCACAUCAGGCCAUCCUGCAACAGGGAGGUCCUGUGGGCUUCCAGCCCUACCACCGCCCUGUGAAGUUCCCCCUCAGAAUUGUGUUGCUGAUCCUUUUUAUGUGUGUGACCCUGCUCGUGGCCAGCUUGGUGUGUCUCACUUUGCCAGUGUUUGCUGGUCGCUGGCUCAUGUCAUUCUGGACAGGCACAGCCAAGAUCCACGAGCUGUACACUGCAGCGUGCGGCCUGUAUGUGUGCUGGCUGUCCAUCAGGGCCAUCACCGUCUUGCUAGCCUGGAUGCCUCAGGGCCGCAGGGUCAUCCUUCUCAAAGUCCAGGAGUGGACACUCAUGAUCAUGAAGACCUUGAUCGUGGCAGUUCUGUUAGCCGGUGUGAUUCCGCUGCUUCUGGGUUUGCUGUUUGAGUUAGUUAUCGUGGCUCCUCUCCGAGUCCCGCUCGACCAGACACCUCUGUUCUACCCCUGGCAGGACUGGGCUUUGGGAGUGUUACAUGCCAAAAUAAUCGCUGCCAUCACCCUGAUGGGCCCUCAGUGGUGGCUGAAGACAGUCAUUGAGCAGGUGUAUGCCAACGGAAUCCGCAACAUCGACCUACAUUUCAUCAUCCGAAAGCUGGCUGCUCCCGUCAUCGCCGUGCUGCUGCUGUCUCUCUGUGUACCCUACGUCAUUGCAGUAGGCAUCGUCCCCAUAAUAGGGGUUACCCUGGAGAUGCAGAACCUGGUUCAGAGGAGAAUCUACCCCUUCCUACUGAUGGUUGUGUUUCUGAUGGGAAUCCUAUCUUUCCAAAUCCGACAGUUCAAGCGCCUUUACGAACACAUCAAGAACGACAAGUAUCUCGUAGGACAGAGACUUGUGAACUAUGAACGCAAAGCUGGUAAAGCCAGCACGGCUACCCACAGCAGCUCAGUGCAGGAAUAAAAACUUUGGGAAACGUGCUCAGGUUUUAAUGGAGAGUGUGUAUGUGUAUGUUCAGAUCACAACCCUAUGUUGUGUGUGUGUGUGUGUGUGUGUGUGUGUGUGUCCAUCAUUUCUCACAUCCAGUCCAGGAUUCUAGAAUUCUCAGUCACCUCUGGUCUUUCUAAUUUUGCCUGCAACUUGAGAACUGAAAUGUUUAUAAACCUGCAAAAAAAAAAAAAAAACGAAUAGGAAGGAAAUCCUUCAAGCCAACCAACUAGGAUUUAAAAGUGUCACUGUACAUCUUUAGGGGGAAAAAAACAACAACAAAACAACAAAAUGCGAGUAUGUAUAUUAAUUUAUUAAAUCUAGUUGUCACUUUACUUUGUGGAAUCCUGUUGCUUGGUCAGUACCGAUGCCAGUGUAAUGCUCUCCAGUCCCGAGGAUGGCGUCCAGGAGGCCGGGGCAGAGAACGCACUCAGACUGUGCAUCUUAGCACUCAGCUGUAAUAUUAGAAGCCUUUUAUUUAUUUGAUUUCUAAGAGCUAUGUCAGAGUUUGUUAAACACAGGUUCUCACCUGGGCCGAAGCUAUUUGUUUUAAUCUCUAACAAUGUAGAGGACAUGGCUGACGUGUUGGAUAUUGAAGCUCGGAUCUCAGAAGACAAACCAAUCCAACAACUCAAAGGACUGUGGCAUUCUUUAAGCGGAACAUUGGGGAAGUCUGGACAGAACAGCCCGCGCUUAAUUUUACCGAAGCAUGUCGUAUAUACGGGCACAGAAACUGCACGCCGGAGUUGGACAGCCAUGUUUACUGCUCACAGUGAGCUUAUGAAGCUUCUGGUGGGCCUUGGCUUUCUGUCCGGUCCUGAAACUCUCCAUCCUUCCUGAUAACCUAAGAGACUGUCUUUUAAUGUGCUGAUCACCUGAGCGACUUAAACAGCAUGAGUUUCCUGUCUCUUAUAAAGUGUUGACGAGUGUGGGUUUCAUACCUCACCACCCUUUCUGACGUUACUGUGCAGGAAAGACGUGAUUCAUAAAAUGUCUUAAGAGCAAUAGUUAGGAGAGAGAGAGGUCUGUUCAGAUAGCGAAUCAGUGUUCAUGUGAUUCCACCUCGAUCCACCAAACUGGCAUGACUUUUUCUCAAGAUAAUUGAAUGCUUCAUGAUGUGGGAAGACUGAUCCAGUUUGCUAGAACAAAAUCAUUUCGUGUCCAUAGUCCAGAAGAGUUCCUAACAAUUUGUACAUAAUGUAAAUUUUACAAUACUGACCGAUCACAUUUUGUAGCGAAAUCAUUUCUUCACGUCUGCCACAAAACUGCCCUCAGAAUUAACCGAACCUGGAUAUACUGUAGGCUUCUCAAUAUCGUUUGGGCUCCUUUUCAAAGCAAAAUGUUUCUAUUUUUAUAUGUGCGUGUAGCGACUUGGCUGGAUCUCGAUCACGCAUGUCUCGCCUGCUUUGAGUUCCUCACAGAGUUUCCUUUAGAAGCGAGCCGACCGCCUGGAGCCGCGGCGCUGUAGGAUGCAGACGGCAUGCUGGUACAGUACUAAAGACUCUCACACGUCAGGUCAGCGUAACCUCGUCCUAUCCGUAGCAUGUUCGUGUGAGACGUAUUCAGUAUUCUGAAUGUUUAAAAACCUCCUGCUUAGGAGACCGUGGCUGUAAUUAAAUCCUUAUACAGGCAGACGAGUACUUUCUUUUUCUUUUUUUUUUUCUUCUUUUUUUUCCUUUCCCUUUUUUUUGGGUGUUUGUUGGAAAAUUUUAUUACAAAUAUUAAAUCAAAAGUGUGAUACA
Molecule: messenger RNA, 5043 nt
Organism: Tachysurus fulvidraco (yellow catfish)
Lineage: Eukaryota; Metazoa; Chordata; Actinopteri; Siluriformes; Bagridae
Gene: marchf6
Product: membrane-associated ring finger (C3HC4) 6
Exons: 26
Coding region: 773-3277 (834 amino acids)
Cellular component (GO): endoplasmic reticulum membrane
Molecular function (GO): zinc ion binding
Source: RefSeq, a predicted model, not a curated record